UUGUUUCUUUAUAUUUAUAUGUCGUUUUCUUCUUAUUAGUCAUAAUAUGAUAUGACGUUACCUUAAGAUGAUAAUAAAUGAUAAAUGACAUUUUGUAAUUUACAUAAGUGAUAUAAAAAUAAUAUAUAAUCGAGGUAUCAAAAUGCUUAAUAGUUAAUAGAACAAUGAGCUGUCAAAUUGCGGAAAUUUUCUUAAAUAUUUGCACGAUUCAUGAAAUACUUAAAAGUAAUGAAUAAUUAUCUAAUAAUAUGUACCUGUGUCAAUCAACCAUUUCUGAAGCUAUAAUUUUGAUGCGACAAAACUAUGCUUAAGUUACCAUUUUUUUUUAAAUAUUUUAUUAAAUAUCACGCGAACAACGUAUGCAUUUUUUUAAAUAAAUUCAUCAUUUAUCCAACGAUCUAUUUUAUAGUAAGUUUAUCUACUAAGCUGUAUACAUCUCUAUAUAAUCCUAAUAUAUUUUUUUAUUUUAUAAUAAAUCUUAUUUAAUCAAAACUAUCAUGAAAGUUCCAAUUUGGUUUACCAAAGAUCUAUUUCAAAAUGCUUUAAAAACUUUUUAUAAAAACCCUGAUAUAGAGGUAUCGUCAUUGAACACCCAAGAUGCAAUUCCAGCUGGUGAGAAUUACACAAGUGAUCUAUUUCGUACAACAAUUUAUUUCAGAAAAAAAUUUUAUUUUUUCUUUAGUGGUAGAACAGAAUCAAUUUCAGUCAUAGUAAAAUGUGGAAAUGAAGAAGGUGGUGUAAAAGAAGAUCUUGCCAAAAAACUAAACUUAUUUGAAAAAGAAUCUGAAAUGUUUGGAAAAACCUUUCCAGCAAUAUACGAAAUCCUUGGUGAACACUAUACGCUUUCGUCAAAGUGCCUCUACACAUCUCUAAAUCCCCAUUCCAUUAUAAUUCUGGAAGAUCUGACAACGCUAGGAUUUAAUGUACUUCCCCGACAUAUAGGGUUUGAUUUGGAGCAUUGUUUCUUGGUCGUCGAAAAGAUGGCCCUAAUGCAUGCCGCUUCCGUCAUCAUGUACGAAAAGGAUCCGUCUUUACUUAAAAUGUAUUCUGAAGGCUUGUAUGGAAAUAAUGAUUUGACUAGGCAAUGGGUUGCGGCUGGGUACAAAGGUUUAAUAGAUGCUUGUUCUAGAUGGCCUGGUUUUGAAAAAUAUGGCUACAAGCUGCAAGCCUUGGGAGAACAGGCUUUGGAAAGAGGUUUCAACGCACAAAAACGAAAACUUGGAGGUUUUAAUGUCUUGAACCAUGGAGAUUUAUGGGUGAACAAUAUGAUGUUCUCUUAUUUCCCUGAUGGCAAACUAAAAGACAUGAGAUUUAUUGAUUUUCAAAUGAAUAUUUACACAAGUCCAGCUAUAGACUUGCAUUACUUCAUAGCAACCAGUACAAAGAUUCAAGUGAAAUUAGACCACAUAGAGAUCAUACUAGAUCAUUACUAUGCUCAGCUUAUAGCUAACUUAGCUAAAAUGCAGUAUUCUCUUGAAAGGGUGCCUACCAGAGAACAGUUCAAGACAGACUACAAUUACAGAGCUUUUUAUGGUUUGAUGGGCGCCGCUACUGUGCUAGCCUUCGUCAAGGCUGCUGAGGGUCGAACAGACGCAUCUUUUGAGAACAUCAUCAAAGAUGAAAGUAAGGAAGGCUUCAGAUAUCACGCAUACAAUAAUGAAAGAUACAGAAAACAUAUGGAACACUUACUUCCAUAUUAUGAUAGUUUUGGUAUAUUGGAUUGAAAUAUUUUUUUUAAUAUUUGAUUUAGAUAAUAUAGAUAAUUACUAAAAAAUAUAUAUUUUAGUAUACUAUGCUGUUUUACUGAAAUGAAAAUCAUGAAUUACUAUUUUUAAGAAAAUUUGUAAAUACUAUAAAUAAAUCAAUAACAAUAGAGGGGUCAAA
Sitophilus oryzae (rice weevil) is the source of this 1884-nucleotide messenger RNA. RefSeq lists its product as uncharacterized. The record is from RefSeq and is a predicted model, not a curated record. NCBI's taxonomy places the organism in Eukaryota, Metazoa, Arthropoda, Insecta, Coleoptera, Curculionidae. The coding region runs from base 498 to 1724 and encodes 408 amino acids. The transcript has 7 exons.